Linum tenue is the source of this 1161-nucleotide messenger RNA. The record is from the annotation of a GenBank genome assembly. NCBI's taxonomy places the organism in Eukaryota, Viridiplantae, Streptophyta, Magnoliopsida, Malpighiales, Linaceae.
CAUAGAUUAAAUCCCUCCCAAAACCUUAGAACUUCACUUCCCUCAGGUCAUAAUUUCCUCCCCGCCAAAGAAAUGGCUUCUGGGUUUUCUUCAGCAACCAAUUUAGCCGCUGCAAUGGCACUAUCCUUCUUCAUCUUGCUCGCCGCUGCUCACACAUCCUCCCCUGUUCCACCCUCGUCCUCUGCUCCACCGCCGCUCCCUGACGACGAUGAUGUAAUCACACUAAAGGAUAAGAAAACGGCCUAUCUAAUGCCGACAUUGGUCUUGUUCGUGUUCAUUUGUCUCACCUUGGCUUGUCUUUGUAUACUGGGCGGCGGCUCCAACGGAACUGUUCUCAAGGUUCAGGUUGUGUUGUCUGCUAGAGCUGGUGACACAGGCCGUGUGCUCCGCGACAUAUUUGCAAACACUAACAGACCAGAGUCUAUAACAUCAUCGAAGUUGAAAGAGACCAUAAAUGCACUGUUGGAGCACCAAAGCAGCUUCAUCUAUGGCUCUUCUACAUCCGUGGAAGGGAAAUCCUCGGAUGGUUUUUGGCCUCUGAAGGGAAUGGUGAGGGAAGAAGAGAGAAAGCUGAGAAUCGAACGAGAGUAUGUCUAUAAUAAUCAGUUGGUUCCCAAGUUAGCGCCGAAACAGGACAAAGAUUACACUGUGGUGGUGAUUAUGGUGCAUGCUGCGGGUGAUCAUAAGCUCCCAGCGGUCAGUAGUAGUGUGGAUGUGAAAGAAGCUCUCAACUAUCUGGAAACCAAGUUGUUCUCCAGAGUUCUGGGCGUGGAGGUAAUGUGGGCUUACCAGGAUCCUUUGCGAAUUGUGGAAUUGCUUGAUAGCUAUCCAGACCUGAAUUGCAUCCUUGCUUGAAUCGUGAUGACGCAAAAUAAAUAAUUAUUUAAUUAAUUACUACCGCUCCCUGAUAGUCUUUGUACUAGCUGUUUCAUGUUGUUAUAGUUGAGGGUUUAUGUCAGAUUGCUCAAUCUGAUAAAUGAAGUAAGGAGAUAUUAGGGUAUGCGUAGGAUUUAAUGAGUAUUAAAGUAAUAGGCGGGUUGGUAUUUGCGAUUGUUAGAACGAAUGCAUUCUAUGUUUAAGUGUAUAUAUUUGAUUUCAAUAUUUGGUAGUUGUGAUUGUAGUUAUUUUAGGAAUAAUAUAAGAAAUUUAUUUUUAUUGAAA